CUUUUACUAAUCGUUCAUUUGAUAGGCCAGUUAAAAAAAAUUUCAGACAUACUGGCUUGUGUUAGUCAUCAAUAGUCUGAUUGGAUAAUAUAAGCAUAAAAGGUACAUAUAAAUAAACUUUUUUCUGUCUCGAUUUUUUCACUUUUCUUUUCUCAUUGUCUUCUUACAUUAAUGAAUUCUCUUCGUUCUGCUUUUACUAAAACCGCUCGUGUCAAUCCUCGUGUUGCAGCCAUUGCAUCAGGAUCUAUCUUGGGCGCUUCUCGAGUUCGUCCUGCUACUAUGAUCCAACAUCGUGGAUACGCUUCUACUGAUGCCCCUAAAAAGGGUGGAUCUGGUGGCCUUUUAUUCCUCACUUUGGCUUCUCUCGGCGGUGUUGCUGGUUAUUAUUACAACUCUGCUCAAUCCAUUCAAACACAAACUUUGACUAAUGAAAAGGAAAACAAGAACAUUGAUUACCAACAAGUUUAUAACGAUAUUGCAGAAUUACUUGAUGAGAACUCAGACUAUGAUGACGGUUCUUAUGGUCCUGUCCUUGUUCGUCUUGCCUGGCACGCUUCUGGUACUUAUGAUAAAGAAACAAAGACCGGUGGUAGUAAUGGUGCAACCAUGCGUUUCAAGCCUGAGUCCUUGCAUGCUGCCAACAACGGUUUAGAUAUUGCUCGUACCAUUUUAGAAAAGAUUCAUGUCAAAUACCCUGAGAUUAGUUAUGGUGAUCUUUGGACAUUGGCUGGUGUUUGUGCUAUUCAAGAACUGGGUGGUCCUACCAUUUCUUGGAGACCUGGUCGUCAAGAUGCUUUAGAAGACGCUAAGCCUUGUACUCCUGAUGGCCGCCUUCCUGAUGCUACUAAGAAGCAAGACCACAUUCGUGAUAUUUUCUAUAGAAUGGGUUUUGAUGAUCAAGAAAUUGUUGCUUUGACUGGUGGCCAUGCCCUUGGCCGUUGCCAUCCUGAACGUAGCGGAUUUGAAGGCCCUUGGCAAGAAGCUCCUACUGUUUUUUCAAACGAAUAUUACAAGGCUAUUUCUACUCGUACUUGGGUCAAGAAGGAGUUGCCUCAUGGUGGUUGGCAAUGGGUUGAUAAGAAUAACACAGAUGUUAUGAUGUUGCCUGCUGAAAUUUCCAUGUAUAACGAUAAGGAAUUCAAGAAAUAUUUUGAUCUCUAUGCAAAGGACGAAGACAAGUUCUUCAAAGAUUUCGCUGCAGCUUUCAAAAAGCUUGUGGAAUUAGGUGUUCCUUUUAAGGGCAAUGAAAAAGUGUAUGAAUUCAAGCGUACUACCGAUUAAGAACACUAGAAUCCUGUA
Molecule: messenger RNA, 1299 nt
Organism: Gilbertella persicaria
Lineage: Eukaryota; Fungi; Mucoromycota; Mucoromycetes; Mucorales; Choanephoraceae
Product: heme peroxidase
Exons: 6
Coding region: 172-1281 (369 amino acids)
Biological process (GO): response to reactive oxygen species; cellular response to oxidative stress; hydrogen peroxide catabolic process
Molecular function (GO): heme binding; peroxidase activity
Source: RefSeq, a predicted model, not a curated record